Sorex fumeus (smoky shrew) is the source of this 1269-nucleotide messenger RNA. RefSeq names its product trophoblast glycoprotein (gene TPBG). The transcript has a single exon. Gene Ontology annotation, biological process: negative regulation of canonical Wnt signaling pathway. The record is from RefSeq and is a predicted model, not a curated record. Bases 1 to 1269 code for a protein of 422 amino acids. Lineage: Eukaryota; Metazoa; Chordata; Mammalia; Eulipotyphla; Soricidae. Gene Ontology annotation, cellular component: plasma membrane. Gene Ontology annotation, molecular function: protein binding.
AUGCCAGGGGCGUGCGCCCGGGGCCCCGCGGCGGGCGACGGGCGGCUGCGGCUGGCGCGGCUGGCGCUGGUGCUCCUGGGCUGGGUGUCGUCGUCGUCGCUGCCCUCCUCGGCGUCCUCCUCGGGCCCGUCGGGCUCGCCGCUGGCCCCCGCGGCGUCCACCCCGCCGCCGCCGCCGCCGCCGGGCCGCUGCCCCGCGCGCUGCGAGUGCUCGGAGGCGGCGCGCACGGUCAAGUGCGUGAACCGCCAGCUGCAGGAGGUGCCCGCCGACCUGCCCCCCUACGUGCGCACCCUGUUCCUCACGGGCAACCGGCUGGCCACGCUGCGGCCCGACGCCUUCGCCCGCCGCCCGCCGCUGGCCGAGCUGGCCGCGCUCAACCUGAGCGGCAGCGGGCUGCGGGAGGUGGAGCGCGGCGCCUUCCAGCACCUGCCCGCGCUGCGCCAGCUCGACCUGAGCCACAACCCGCUGGCCCGCCUGAGCCCCUGGGCCUUCGCGGGCAGCAACGCCAGCCUCGCGGCCGCCAGCCCGCUGCUGGACCUGAGCCUGAGCCACAGCGCGCCGCCCGCCGCCCAGCUGCAGAACCGGAGCUUCGAGGGCAUGCUGGCCGCGGCCCUCCAGGCCGGCCGCGCGCUCCGGGGCCUCCGGCGCCUCGAGCUGGCCGGCAACCACCUGCUCUACCUGCCCCGGGACCUGCCGGCCGCGCUGCCCGAGCUCCGGCACCUGGACCUGCGCAACAACACGCUGGUGAGCCUGGCGCACGUGCCCUUCGGCGACCUCACGCACCUGGAGAGCCUGCACCUGGAGGAGAACGCGCUCAAGGUGCUGCCCAACCGCACCCUGGCGCAGUGGCAGGGCCUGCCGCGCGCCAGGGUCUUCCUGGACGGCAACCCCUGGGUCUGCGACUGCCAGAUGACGGACAUGGUGGCCUGGCUCAAGGAGACCGAGGUGGUGCCCGACAAGGCCCGGCUGGCCUGCGCCUUCCCGGAGCCCCUGAGGAGCCGCGCCCUGCUGGACCUCGACGGCGCCGACCUCGACUGCGACCCGAUGCUGCCCCCGUCCCUGCAGACGUCCUACGUCUUCCUGGGCAUCGUCCUGGCCCUGAUCGGGGCCAUUUUCCUCCUGGUCUUGUACUUGAACCGCAAGGGCAUCAAGAAGUGGAUGCACAACAUCCGAGACGCCUGCCGGGAUCACAUGGAAGGGUACCACUACCGGUACGAGAUCAACGCGGACCCCAGGUUGACGAACCUCAGUUCCAACUCCGACGUCUGA